CAUAACACUUAUUCAUUCAACGGUACGAAAAAAAAAAAAACAUAAACACACGAACAAACAAAGACCAAUUCCAACGUUAAAUUAUUUGACUCAAACAAAACAAAAAACCUUAAUCAUCGUGAACAACAACAAUAACCUUAAACAUGUCUUGCUCCGUCGCGGUUUCGAAUUCGCCGGUGUUUUCACCUUCUUCAUCUCUCUUCUGCAACAAAUCUGAAACGUUAACGUUAUCUCUUUCUCAUCUCAAACCAUCUUCAACAACAACAACAACGUCUUCAUCGUCUUCUUCUUCGCCUUCUCCUUGUUCUUCACCUUCUUCACCUUUUUGUCUUCGGUUACCGAAACUACCCUUGGUUUUUACGUCUAACAAGGAUUCUGGGUCGCAGAAUGAUGCUGUUUUGAAGAGGAAACGACCUACCAGGCUUAAUAUACCUGUUUCUGAACAUGCUUUUUGUGUUCCGGCGACGCCUUCUGCGGUGGCGAGGGAUGUUGUUGAGGCGGAGGGAGAUGGGUAUUCUGUUUAUUGUAAGAGAGGGAGGAGGGAGUAUAUGGAAGAUCGUUAUACAGCUGGGGUUAAUCUUCGUGGUGAAAACAAUUUGGCUUUUUUUGGCGUAUUUGAUGGACAUGGAGGUGCCAAAGCCGCUGAAUUUGCGGCAAACAACUUAGAAAAGAACAUCUUGGACGAAGUUAUCAUGAGCGACAAAGAUGAUGUUGAGGAGGCAGUGAAGCGCGGUUACCUCAAUACCGAUUCUGAGUUCAUGAAAAAAGAUCUACAUGGUGGUUCUUGUUGUGUGACAGCAUUCAUUAGGAAUGGUAACUUAGUUGUGUCUAAUGCUGGUGAUUGCCGUGCUGUUAUUAGUAGAGGAGGGGUUGCUGAGGCACUAACAUCUGAUCACCGUCCUUCAAGGGAAGACGAAAAGGACAGAAUUGAGACCCUGGGUGGUUAUGUUGAUUUAUGUCGCGGUGUUUGGAGGAUUCAAGGAUCUCUUGCUGUAUCAAGAGGAAUUGGAGACCGACACUUGAAACAAUGGGUGACAGCGGAGCCCGAGACUAAAGUUAUUAGAAUUGAACCUGAACAUGACUUGUUAAUAUUAGCUUCAGAUGGAUUAUGGGAUAAGGUUAGUAAUCAGGAAGCAGUAGACAUUGCUCGUCAAUUUUGCGUAGGAAAUAACAACCAACAACCAUUGAUGGCCUGUAAAAAGCUUGCAAAGUUGUCUGUUUCAAGAGGCUCUUUGGAUGAUACCAGUGUCAUGAUAAUCAAAUUGAAACACUAUGUUUAGAGGUUCAUUGGUAGAACAGAAGAAGAUGGUGGUGCCUGAUGAUUAGAAAUUAGCCUAUUCUUUUCUGUAUAUAUAUUAAUUAUUAUUGAUUAAUUUUAUCUGACGACAUUUAUUGGUGAAUUUUUGUACCCGUAGAUGGGUGAGUAGAGAUUAACAAAGCCAUUUAGCCAUUUGUUUAGUAGAAUAUUUAUCUAAUAAUCAUGUAAUAACUUUAUAGAUUAUCUAAUUAUUUCGGUAAUAAUUCAUUCAUUCUUUUA
Medicago truncatula (barrel medic) is the source of this 1537-nucleotide messenger RNA. RefSeq names its product probable protein phosphatase 2C 2. The coding region runs from base 144 to 1280 and encodes 378 amino acids. Gene Ontology annotation, molecular function: protein serine/threonine phosphatase activity; cation binding. Gene Ontology annotation, biological process: protein dephosphorylation. The transcript has 4 exons. The record is from RefSeq and is a predicted model, not a curated record. Lineage: Eukaryota; Viridiplantae; Streptophyta; Magnoliopsida; Fabales; Fabaceae.